UAGCUGGGAAAGUUAUGUCUGGAAUUCCCGAAUACGUCACACGGGAACGUAUGGAGCAGAUCUUCAACGUGAAUGUAUUCGGGGCAAUACUUCUCAGGCCGUUUUACCUCAUAUGAAAACGACGAAAACUGGAAAAAUAAUUAUAGUUUCGAGCGCAUGGGGAAAAAUGGCUUCGCCAUAUGCGGAGAUCUACUGCUCUGCUAAAUUUGCAAUUGAGGGGUAUUUCGAGGGUCUAGCGGCGGCGUUACGUUCAUUUAACAUCAGAGUUUGUCUGGUAGAGCCCGGUAAGGUAAACACCGGCUUCGUUGACCCAUUCCACGUCGGACUUGUCUCAGGAGCCCAAGACGACACCGUAGACGACAUCGAUCGUCGUCAACUCCGUUAUCUGAAUGACCACGUCAAGGCAGCGCCAGGUGUCACGCCCGACGCGGUCGCCGAAGCGAUAACGACACGGUGUCUUGACGUCGACGAGCCCGUUUUUCGACAUCUUCUACCCGUUGAAGUUCUUGAUGAGGUCCCAACCGCAGCGGCUGACAUCACCGGCGAGACCGUCAUCGGCAUCUUGAGAAAGUCUAUUGAAAAUUAAGCUUAAAGGGAUCCGGUAACUUUGUCUUAUAUUCUAAAUAUGACAUGUAACAGCUUAAAAAUGAGGACCUAAUUUGUAUGCCACAUGUUUGUGUAGUCCCAUACACAUAUUUCUGUGUUUAGUGUUUGUUACUGUUACCAAGACAAUUCUUAUCACUUUAUGAUACCGCAUUCUGUCUGCCUGGUAGUACAAAAUGGCACGAAGAAGAGUAAUUAUUUAAAUCCAUCAUUGUCCAAAGGUUUAAUCAU
Messenger RNA from Strongylocentrotus purpuratus (purple sea urchin), 834 nucleotides. RefSeq names its product estradiol 17-beta-dehydrogenase 1-like. NCBI's taxonomy places the organism in Eukaryota, Metazoa, Echinodermata, Echinoidea, Camarodonta, Strongylocentrotidae. The coding region runs from base 113 to 586 and encodes 157 amino acids. The transcript is spliced from 3 exons. The record is from RefSeq and is a predicted model, not a curated record. Gene Ontology annotation, molecular function: oxidoreductase activity.